This is a messenger RNA of Daucus carota subsp. sativus, 2777 nucleotides long. RefSeq names its product protein CHROMATIN REMODELING 19. The transcript is spliced from 12 exons. The record is from RefSeq and is a predicted model, not a curated record. Gene Ontology annotation, cellular component: nucleus. Bases 151 to 2463 code for a protein of 770 amino acids. Gene Ontology annotation, molecular function: DNA binding; ATP binding; chromatin binding. Lineage: Eukaryota; Viridiplantae; Streptophyta; Magnoliopsida; Apiales; Apiaceae.
AUAGUACUAUUAAUUCAUUUCUUCACUCCACUUUCUCUCAAUUUGGUCGACAAAAAAGUGGCGCUUUAAAUCCCCGUCACUCUCCCCCCUUCUCCUCCGUUUCCAAAAUCCCAAAUUCACACACCGAUACACACACCAAUACAUACAAACAUGAAGCGCCCUUAUCAUGAAAUCUCAGAUGAAGAAUGGGAGCAAGUUCCUUUCAAUCCUUCGAAAUUUCUCAACAAGCCUUCUUCAAAAACCCUAAAUCCUCCUCCUCCAAUCGAAUCGUUCGCUUACAAGCCUCCCGAAAAAUUCGCGAUGGAAUUGGACGGCGACGAUGACGACUGUGUCGACAUCACUGAGAAAGUGUACAAGGAGAGCUUGGAGGACGACGAUUUCGACGAGGCUCCGAGGAAUUCGGGGGUGCCUCGGGCGGGGCGGAGGUUCGUGAUUGAGGAUGAUGAGGAUGAGUGGAGUGAUGACGUGGCGGUGGAGAGGAGUGAGAGGAAGGAUAAGGAGAAGGAGGUGAUUGAGCUCAAGUCGGAGGACGAGGAGUUCGAUGUGGAGGAGGAUGAGGAGGAGGAGUUUGGGAGUGAGUUAGGGUUUGGGGAUGAGGGAAAUGAGAUUGAUGUCGUCGAUAAGGCGCUGUUUAAGUGUGGGAAGAUAUCGGAGGAUUUGAAGAGGGAGUUGUAUGGGACGAGUAAUGUGGCUUGUGAGAGGUACGCUGAGGUGGAGAGCUCGUCGGUUCGGAUUGUUACUCAGGAGGAUAUAAAUGAGGCGUGUGAGGCGGAAGUGGAGAAUGAAGAGGGGUUUAAGCCGAUUUUGAAGCCGUAUCAGAUUGUUGGAGUCAACUUUCUGUUGUUUAUGUAUAGGAAGAGGAUUGCGGGAGCAAUAUUGGCUGACGAAAUGGGUCUCGGUAAGACAAUACAGGCUAUAACAUAUUUAACCCUACUGAAGCAUUUGGAAAAUGAUCCUGGGCCGCAUUUGAUUGUAUGCCCUGCAUCUGUUUUGGAAAACUGGGAAAGAGAGCUGACAAAGUGGUGCCCUUCAUUUAAUGUUCUCCAAUAUCAUGGAGCUGCACGGUCACAAUAUCAAAAAGAGUUAAGCUCUGUGGCAAAAAGUGGUGUUCCACUACCAUUUAAUGUCAUUCUAGUGUGCUAUUCACUUUUUGAACGUCACAGUGAACAGCAAAAAGAUGACCGCAAAAUUUUGAAACGAUUGCGAUGGAGUUGUGUGCUGAUGGACGAGGCUCAUGCUCUGAAGGAUAAAAGUAGCUAUAGGUGGAAAAAUCUUAUGUCUGUUGCGAAAAAUGCGAAUCAGCGUCUGAUGCUUACGGGGACACCAUUACAAAAUGAUUUACAUGAACUGUGGUCACUAUUAGAGUUCAUGCUGCCCGACCUUUUUGAAACCGGAGAUGUGGACUUGAAAAAAUUUCUGAAUACAGAAGAUGGUGAAUUGAUUGCGCGAAUGAAGUCUAUAUUGGGUCCAUUCAUCCUCAGGAGACUGAAAUCAGAUGUAAUGCAGCAACUAGUUCCUAAGAUACAAAAGGUUACGUACGUUGUCAUGGAUAAGCAACAAGUUGAUGCUUAUAAAGAAGCUAUUGAGGAGUACCGUGCAGCUUCAUUUGCUCGUAUGUCUAAGUCGGGGUCUGCUAAGUCUAUCAAUGCUGCCCUUCCAAAGCGUCAAAUCAACAAUUAUUUUGUUCAGUUUCGCAAGAUUGCUAAUCAUCCUUUACUAGUUCGGCGGAUAUACAAUGAUGCGGAUGUUGUUCGUUUUGCUAAAAAAUUGCAUCCUAGAGGUGUAUUUGGCAACGAGUGCACACUGGAGAGAGUUAUUGAGGAGCUUAAGAGUUACAAUGACUUCUCUAUCCACCAGCUAUUGCUCUAUCAUGAUAUAGCAGAUACAAAAGGAGUUCUGUCGGAUGAGCAUGUUAUGUUUUCUGCAAAAUGUCGGGAAUUAGCAAAGCUUCUACCAUCAUUAAUGCAAGGUGGGCAUCGGGUUCUAAUCUUCAGUCAAUGGACGUCAAUGCUUGAUAUUUUGGAGUGGGCACUGGAAGUAAUUGGUCUUACUUACAGGCGGCUUGAUGGAAGUACACAGGUGACAGAUAGACAAACAAUUGUAGAUACAUUCAACAACAAUACUUCAAUAUUUGCAUGCUUGCUGUCUACAAGGGCUGGAGGCCAGGGAUUGAACCUGACUGGAGCUGAUACUGUUAUAAUACAUGACAUGGAUUUUAAUCCACAGAUUGAUCGGCAAGCUGAAGACCGCUGCCAUCGUAUUGGUCAAACUAAACCGGUUACAAUAUACAGGCUGGUGACCAAGGAUACAGUUGAUGAGAAUAUAUAUGAGAUUGCAAAACGAAAACUAGUGCUAGAUGCUGCUGUGCUGGAGUCUGGAGUAGAAGUAGAGAAAGAAGAGAUCCAUGAGAAAACAAUGGGCGAAAUAUUGUCAAAAUUGUUGCUUGGAGAAGAUCCUCGAUGAGAAAAUUAAUCAUAGAUUAAAUUUCCUAUCGGUCUUGUUCUCAAAUUUAGAAAAUGGGGUCCAUAGUAUAGGAAGUAGCUAAUAUUUUUUUAGGGGGCUGGGAUACUGCAGUUACAAUAGAAUUGUCAUUUUGUGCUGGAAGGCUCAUUGUUGUAUUUUAUCAGGCUCCAAACAAAGUCUGUAAGAUAUUACAAAGUCUGUAAGAUAUUGUAUGUGCAUUUUGAUGCAGUGUAUAUUACAAAUUACAGCUCAUUGGAGGAGUUUACAGUAACUAGUGUUUUGUAUACAAAGAUAUAUUUAUUUCUUCUUUACCC